CUUGGAAUUUGUAUGUACUAGUAGUAACGGGCCAUUUGUAAUAAAUAAAAGUGGUGCAGAAUUGGACCCUGAGAACAAAGCAACCCAGUCACCAAACCGCAACUUUCGGCGCAUUUCUCGGUGGAGCAACGUUGUGAUGGCAGGACGCAUCAGAAAGGAACUGGAAGAGUGUCAGCGAGGCGUUGAAGUGUCCGGAGUGUCGGCGUCGCUUCGCACGGACGGCGUGUAUGACGCGCUCGUGGGGACCAUCCGCGGGCCCGCCGGCACGCCGUACGAAGGCGGCCACUUCGUGCUGGAAAUCAACAUCCCCAAGACAUACCCGUUUGAACCUCCGAAAGUUCGCUUUGACACAAAGAUCUGGCAUCCCAACAUUUCGUCGCAAACGGGGGCGAUUUGCCUGGACAUUCUGAAAGAUGCGUGGUCACCUGCUUUGACGAUCAAGACCACGCUCUUGUCCAUCCAAGCGUUGUUGUCCGCCGCUGAACCCACCGACCCACAGGACGCGGAAGUGGCGCGUAUGUACAUUAACGACAAAGACCGCUUCAACAACACGGCGGCGUUUUGGACGCAAAGCUACGCCACGGAGAAAGGGGACGCCGGCAGCGAUGCGGUUCAGCGCCUUGUGGACAUGGGGUUUCCCAAGGACCAAGUGCGCCAGGCUUUGGCGGAAACCAAGGGCGACGAAAAUGCUGCCGUCGAGCGACUGUUGACGUCGUUGUAACCAAAGAGUUAAUAGUUUCCCAUCAUCAUAUCUUGCUUCCGAUCGAGACGAUGCAUGUAGUUGCUACGCCCAGCAUCUCCCCAUCGCAUCUAUUGCAAUGCUCACGAACAUGCAAACUACUGUACCACAGCCCAGUGCCACGCCUCUGCCGCCAUGUACAUUGGUACGCCAAGUUCCGUCAGGUUCUCGGACGCUGGCUGCAUUUGUGCAUGCAACCUGAUAGAGAAGUAUGCAUGCAUGAGACUUACGUCGCUAGCCUUGUUCCUUCCCGCCACUUCGUCAUGUCCUUCAUCAUUGCUCAUGGCGAUGGCAAAGAUUCGCAAACGAUCUUUUGGCCCAAUUAUU
Messenger RNA from Aphanomyces astaci, 1066 nucleotides. RefSeq lists its product as hypothetical. Gene Ontology annotation, biological process: proteasome-mediated ubiquitin-dependent protein catabolic process; protein polyubiquitination. Gene Ontology annotation, cellular component: nucleus. The transcript has 5 exons. Gene Ontology annotation, molecular function: ubiquitin conjugating enzyme activity; protein binding. The coding region runs from base 137 to 721 and encodes 194 amino acids. Lineage: Eukaryota; Oomycota; Saprolegniomycetes; Saprolegniales; Verrucalvaceae. The record is from RefSeq and is a predicted model, not a curated record.